Chelonus insularis is the source of this 2470-nucleotide messenger RNA. RefSeq names its product cytochrome P450 6k1-like. NCBI's taxonomy places the organism in Eukaryota, Metazoa, Arthropoda, Insecta, Hymenoptera, Braconidae. Gene Ontology annotation, molecular function: monooxygenase activity; iron ion binding; heme binding. The record is from RefSeq and is a predicted model, not a curated record.
AAUUUCAGUGAGAUGAAUACAUCAGAAUCGUUUAAUAUUUCUGUCAAGUUAGAUGGGUUUCAUGAAAUACUGAAUAUAAGUUUUUUGUAAAAUAAAUAUGAAGUUUGAACUUGAAGUAUUUUUAAUUGUUAUUGUGUUGCUAUUAUUAUUGUUUUAUUAUUGGUCAUCUUUCAAACAUACAUUUUGGAAGAAUAUUGGCGUUCCCGGACCUCGACCACUACCUUUUGUUGGUAAUUUUGGGCCUUUUUUUUUUGGAAGGAAAUCACUAAUUGAAGUAGUAAAAACAAUCUAUGAUGAUUGGAAAAAUGAACCGUUUAUUGGUAUUUAUAACUCUCGAGUGCCAGUUCUUAUUAUAAAUGAUUUAAAUUUAGUAAGACAAGUACUUAUUAAAGAUUUUAAUGUAUUUCCUGGUCGGGGGAUAAAAAUAAAUGAAAAAGAUGAACCACUGUCUAAUAAUAUAUUUUCCCUUGAUGGGCAUCGAUGGAAAAUAAUAAGAGCUAAAUUAACUCCAGCAUUCACUACUGGAAAACUCAAACAAAUGGUCACUUUAAUGGUUGAAUGUGCCGAACAUUUUGAAAAAUACUUGCUAAAUAAUGUGCAUAAUGGUGAUAUUGUUGAAUGUCGAGAGGAAGCAGCUAAAUUUACAACUGAUAUUAUUGGGUCUUGUGCUUUUGGUAUUAAUAUGAAUGCUCUUGAAAAAGAAGACAGUGAAUUUAGGAAAAUGGGGCGAAAAGUAUUUGAAUCAUCCAUCUACAAUAUGGCAAGACGUAUACUUCGUGAUGUAGCACCCAAACUUUUUAAAAUUUUAGGUUUACGAACUCUUUCUGAAAAUUAUGUUAAUUUUUUUAUCAACUCCAUUAAGGAAACAAUGGAAAUGAGAGAAAAGUAUAAUAUUGUACGUCAUGAUUUGGUGGAUAUUCUACAAGAUAUGUAUAGAAAUAAACAUGAGAUUGAUUUUGAAAUUACCGAAACAUUAUUAACUGCUCAAGCAUUUGUUUUUUUUGCUGCUGGAUUUGAAACAUCGUCUACCACUAUUUCCUUUGCUUUAUAUGAAUUAGCUAUAGCUACAGAAGUUCAAGAAAAAUUGCGAAUAGAAAUUAUGGAAACAUUAAAAAAACAUCAAGGAAAAUUAUCUUAUGAAAUUAUUAAUGAAAUGAAGUAUUUGAAUAUGGUCGUGCAGGAAACUUUAAGAAAAAAUCCACCAGGAGUUUUAUUAAGAAGAGAAACAACAGUGUCUUAUACAAUACCUGGGAGUAAGGUUACAAUACCUGCAGGAACAAUGGUCCAUAUUCCAAUUUAUUGUUUUCAUCAUGAUGAAAGGUAUUUUUUGAAACCCGAAAAAUUUGAACCAGAAAGAUUUAUGGAAGAAAAUCAAAGACACCCUAUGUCUUAUUUACCUUUUGGGGAUGGUCCUAAAAAUUGUAUAGGAGCGAGAUUUGCUAUUUAUCAAUCCAAACUUGGAUUGAUUGCUAUUUUAAAACAUUUCAGAGUCCGACCAUCGAAAUUUACAAUAAUUCCAUAUAAAAUUGAUAAAACUGCAUUUGUUCUUGCACCUGCAGGAGGAGUAAAACUUAAGUUUGAUCUCAUUAACAAUUAAUCGUAUUUGUAUAUGGACAACAGUAUUAUUGUUUUCAAGACAAAACCCGUAAAAAGCGAUUUCAGAUCUGAUCAGAUGUGAUCAUCUGUCAGAUGUCAGAUCUUAGCAGGUCAGAAUUAUGGGACUAUUUUUGAUAAUAAGUUCAGGUUUUUUUUUUUAAUUUUCUAGAUUUAAUCAGAUGUAAAUUUUUUAAUCUGCUUACAUCAGAAUUGAUAUGUCUCAUCUGAUCAGAUCUGAGAAAAUCUGGAAAUUUGGAUCUAAAAACAUAAAAAUAAAUUUAAUUAAAUCUGUCAUAUCUGAUCAGAUGUGCACAGAGAUUGCAAUCUCAUAAAACAGAUCUGGCUAGAUCUGAAUUCGUUUUUCACGGCAUCUUACUAGCUGGCACGGCAACCGAAUCUUCUUGAUUAUAGUCGAAGAUGAAUUCUGGGAAAAUUUUAUGUUUUAACGUGACAGUAUAUUAAUUGUAAGUAAAAAAGAUGAUACAAAAAUUGUUAGAUAAAUUUUAAUUACGAAUAUAAGAAAAUUAUUAAUGUUUUAUGAACUUUUAUUAUCAUCAUUUUCAUCAUCUGAAAAUGGUAUUAAACCGUUUUAUUAAUUUCUUGAAAUUUUAUAUAAUAAAAAUUUUUGAUUAAUAAUCUUGGCUUCUAAUUCAACAUACAAAAUCAAACGACAUUGAUUAAAAUUGUUCUUUUUGAUUAACUUUGGAACAAUUCGAAUACCGUGCCAGAUGGUGAAUUUUGUCUCGAAAACUGACUACAUACGUUGGUUGAUCAUUUACACAAUAUUAACACUGGUCAGCCAAUUAUUCUUCAAUUAGGAACAUAGCCUUAAUCAAUAUGUACUCUUUCAAAUAAAAAUUAUUAUACUCCUCAA